Molecule: messenger RNA, 1107 nt
Organism: Striga asiatica
Lineage: Eukaryota; Viridiplantae; Streptophyta; Magnoliopsida; Lamiales; Orobanchaceae
Source: the annotation of a GenBank genome assembly
CAAAACCAUGCGGUCCAUGCCCAUAUACCCGUAUUAAUUAAUCUCCAAAUAAAUAUAAAACACAAGCACUACAAAAAAACCCUAACUUCAGCUCCGCAUCGCCAUUUAUCCUCUCCGAGCAAGGCGCGACGUAAGCAGAAGCCACAGGAGUCAUGGGUAUUGAUUUGGUCGCCGGAGGUAAGAGCAAGAAGACCAAGCGGACUGCACCAAAAUCCAAUGAUAUAUACCUCAAGCUCCUCGUUAAGUUGUAUCGGUUUCUGGUGAGGAGGACAGGAAGCAAGUUCAAUGCGGUGAUACUGAAGCGGUUGUUCAUGAGCAGGGUUAACAAAGCCCCCAUGUCUCUCUCCAAGCUCAUAGCACUCAUGAAGGGCAAGGAGGACAAGAUAGCAGUCCUUGUUGGGACUGUUACUGAUGACAUUCGAGUGGACGAAGUCCCUGCACUGAAGGUUACUGCUUUGAGGUUCACUGAAACUGCUCGGGCCAGAAUCGAAAAGGCAGGUGGUGAAUGUUUGACCUUUGACCAGCUUGCACUUAAAGCACCCCUUGGCCAGAACACGGUUCUUUUGAGAGGUUCGCCUAAGGCUCGUGAAGCAGUGAAGCAUUUUGGCCCAGCUCCCGGUGUUCCACACAGCCACACCAAACCCUAUGUGAGAGCUAAGGGAAGGAAGUUUGAGAGGGCCAGAGGGAAGAGAAACAGCAGAGGUUUCAGGGUUUGAGUUGGUUGAAGCCAUUGUCCAUUGUUAUGAUUUUUCUUGUUCCUACAGAUUUUGGAUGCAAUCUUUUAUUAUCUGGAGUACUUACUCCUUUCUUGUUUGCGAAUAACAUUUAGAAUUUGAUGACAUAAUUCUGCUUAGAAAGAUAUUUAUUAUUGAAUCGAGUUGCAAAAGUUGACUUCUACCCUCAUUCUGUAUGCUCAUCUCUAUUUUAAGACCCAGAAUUAUGUUAUACUGAUUUCUCUGUUUUUGUCGUUCUUCUGUGAAGUCCAAUAAUUUAAUAUUUAAGGAAGGCAUGCAACUCUGAGUAUAAGCGCCGAGUUUGAUGGAUGAGAGCUAAUAAGUCCAUGUUGUAUGCACAAGAACUUGUGUGAUGAUUUUUCUUCAUUUUCAU